This is a messenger RNA of Papilio xuthus (Asian swallowtail), 4240 nucleotides long. RefSeq names its product chloride channel protein 3 (gene ClC-c). The transcript is spliced from 17 exons. NCBI's taxonomy places the organism in Eukaryota, Metazoa, Arthropoda, Insecta, Lepidoptera, Papilionidae. Gene Ontology annotation, biological process: transmembrane transport; chloride transport. Gene Ontology annotation, molecular function: voltage-gated chloride channel activity. Gene Ontology annotation, cellular component: plasma membrane; synaptic vesicle; early endosome. The record is from RefSeq and is a predicted model, not a curated record. Bases 256 to 2787 code for a protein of 843 amino acids.
UUACUGUAGAUUUUGUACAAUCUGUGUGUCUUUCCCCUCACCAUCGCCCGUCAAAGUAAUAUUAACUUUCUAUUCAGCAAGGAAACUGCGGGCGGAUUGCGGAUGAAAACUUGUUUUAUUUCAGUAAAGAAUGUUUAACUACGUCUGUUAACUCAGUGCCUUAUCUACUUUGCAAGUCAGUCUUAUAAAAGUGGCUAAUUUCUUUUUCAUGUCAAAUUUGCUUUUAAAUGUGCAUCCUUGAAUAGACAAGACAACAUGGAGCGUUUCCCGCUGAAAUCUUCAGCGAGCAACAUGCCCACAACCUACCAGUCUCUUUACAAAAAGGGUAGAAAGAAUACGAACGGUCGCGGUAUUUUAGCUGUGGGCGAGGAGGACCUCGUGGACAUAACGGCGGGCCUGCAACAAGCCGCCGCAGCCCGGACCGCGCCCCUGGCCGCCACCCCCACCAGCCACGGCACCUUUCAGCUGUACGAAAACUCCGCGAGACCCUCCGACGCGAUCAACAACUGGGACCCAGUUAUAUUCUCCGGAAUGCAAGGAGACACUGAUGAUAUCCCCGGUAUUGGGCAAUAUGAUGACUUCCACACCAUUGAUUGGCAGCGAGAUAUUGCCAGAGAUCGGAUGAGGCAUAGAUAUAUUGUUAAAAAGAGACAGGACUCAAUAUGGGAUCUGAUAAAGGGUGCCCACGAUGCAUGGUCGGGCUGGGUGUGUGUGCUGCUGGUGGGGGUGUGCACAGGGGUGGUGGCCGGAGUUAUAGACAUAGGCGCCUCCUGGAUGACAGACUUGAAGUUUGGCAUUUGCCCUCAAGCAUUUUGGUUCAACAGAGAGCAGUGCUGUUGGUCCAGCGACGAGAUGACCUUUGAUCAGGGCAAUUGCUCACAGUGGCUGACGUGGCCGCAAGUGUUCGGGGAAUCGCGCGAGGGCGCUGGCGCGUACAUCAUCGGCUACCUGUUCUACAUCAUCUGGGCGCUCGUGUUCGCCGCGCUCUCCGCCUCCCUGGUGCGCAUGUUCGCGCCCUACGCCUGCGGCUCCGGAAUACCAGAAAUAAAAACGAUCCUCAGCGGUUUCAUCAUCCGCGGCUACCUGGGGAAGUGGACCCUCAUAAUCAAAGUUGUUGGAUUAAUUUUGUCCGUAUCCUCCGGCUUGUCGCUGGGAAAGGAAGGGCCCAUGGUGCACAUCGCCAGUUGUCUAGGCAACAUCCUGUCGUAUCUGUUCCCUAAGUAUGGGCGCAACGAGGCCAAGAAGCGAGAGAUCCUGUCGGCGGCGGCGGCGGCGGGCGUGUCGGUAGCUUUCGGCGCGCCUAUCGGCGGCGUGCUCUUCAGUCUGGAAGAGGUGUCAUAUUACUUUCCUCUGAAGACGCUGUGGCGGUCGUUCUUCUGCGCCUUAAUAGCGGCGUUCAUUCUGCGCUCCAUCAAUCCGUUCGGGAACGAGCACUCGGUGCUGUUCUUCGUCGAAUACAACAAGCCGUGGAUAUUCUUCGAGCUCAUACCUUUCGUUGGACUUGGAAUCAUCGGGGGUUGCAUCGCGACGAUAUUCAUUAAAGCGAAUAUCUAUUGGUGCCGGUACCGCAAGCACUCGAAGCUGGGCCAGUACCCGGUGACGGAGGUGCUGGUGGUGACGCUGGUGACGGCGGUGGUCGCCUAUCCCAACCCUUACACCCGCAUGAACACCAGCCAGCUCAUAUACUUGCUGUUCAAUCAGUGCGGAAUAUCCAAUUCCGAUCCCCUGUGCGACUAUAACCGCAACUUUACUGACGUGAACUCGGCCAUCGAAAAGGCGGCGGCGGGUCCGGGCGUCCACCGCGCCAUCUGGCUGCUCAUGCUGGCGCUGGUGAUGAAGCUCGUGAUGACGGUGUUCACGUUCGGCAUUAAGGUGCCCUGCGGCCUGUUCAUCCCGAGCCUCGCGCUCGGCGCCAUUGCCGGCCGCAUUGUCGGCAUAGGCGUGGAGCAGCUCGCUUAUAACUAUCCAAAGAUCUGGCUGUUCUCCGGGGAGUGCUCGACGGGCGACGACUGCAUAACACCGGGCCUGUAUGCCAUGGUGGGCGCGGCGGCGGUGCUCGGUGGUGUAACCCGCAUGACCGUGUCGCUGGUGGUGAUAAUGUUCGAGCUGACGGGCGGGGUGAGGUACAUCGUGCCGCUGAUGGCCGCCGCUAUGGCCUCCAAGUGGGUGGGUGACGCGCUCGGCCGCCAGGGUAUUUACGACGCCCACAUCGCGCUCAACGGCUACCCCUUCCUGGAUAGCAAGGACGAGUUCCAGCACACCUCGCUCGCUGCGGACGUCAUGCAACCCAAACGUAACGAGACGCUGGCGGUCAUAACGCAGGACUCGAUGACUGUGGACGACGUGGAAAGCCUGCUCAAGGAGACGGAGCACAAUGGCUACCCAGUGGUGGUGUCCAAGGAGUCGCAGUACCUGGUCGGCUUCGUGCUGCGCAGGGACCUCAACUUGGCCAUCGCGAACGCGCGGCGCACCAUAGAGGGCAUCACGGGCCAGUCGGUGGUGAUGUUCGCCGGGGGAGCGGCGGCGUUGACCGGUGCGGGGGCGGGGGCGGGAGCGCUCGCUGCUCCCCCCGCGCUGCCCCUCAACCGCAUCCUCGACAUGGCGCCCAUCACAGUGACCGACCAGACGCCAAUGGAGACGGUCGUGGAUAUGUUCCGCAAGCUCGGCCUCCGGCAGACGCUCGUCACGCACAAUGGACGUCUACUGGGCGUGAUCACCAAAAAGGAUGUGUUGCGGCAUGUCAAGCAAAUGGAUAAUGAAGAUCCCAAUUCUGUUCUAUUCAAUUAGUUUUAAGUAAAAUAUAAUUUUAUAAUUAGCGCGAAUAUAGAGCGGAGUGUACAAGGAGUAAGUGUUAUAUAAAAUCACAGAGCUCCAUGUAUUAUAUGUAUGUAUGUUUGUAUGUAAAGACAUAUUAUAUGAAACAUCGCCUUUAUAAAUAUGUAGCCGUAACAACAUUAUCCACCAAGCUGACGGAGUCACACACACACACACACACGCACCGAGUCACAUACAUAUUUAUAACAAAUUUAUAUGACACUGACACGUGUAUAUCAUGCGAUGGAUCCAUCCUAUUGGAUGGUAGGCGAUGUCCGCUCUGAUGCUGUGAUGUGAUGUGCUGUGCUGAGGCGAACGGUCAUGGCAUCAUGUCAUCAAUAUUGUCUAUCUGAUCUGCAAUCUGAACACCAACAAGGAAAUUAUCAUGUAAAUGUUCAUUUUGUCUAUAUUUCAUUCAGUACAUUCAUUUCAUAUAUUUAUAUUUUUGUAAGUGUGAUUUUCUAUACAAACGAUCUGUUUUAUUUUUUGUGUUAUCCUCAUGUAAUUUACUAUUGCAUAUAUAUUUAUUGAAUGGUUCAAUAUAUAUAUAUAAAAUAUAUAAUGAUGUGUAUAUAUAUAUAUAGAAAUGUUAGAAAGCUUGUUGUAAUGUAAUAUUGGUAGACGAUGUACUGACAUGUCAGUCUCGGAAACAAUUAUCAUAUACAUUGUUACAUUGUAUGAUCUAUUACUCCACACUAGUUGAUAAUUAAAAUACCAUAAUUAAUAGCUAAUAUCCCAUUCGACUAACCGCAAUUUACAUUUAAAAAAUAAUAGCCAUCAAAUCGCGGCCGGCUUGUUUGUGUACAUGCAUUAUCGACAAACAGGCACACACACACACACACAACACUGCAGCAGCAGCAGGAGGGGGAGGAGGAGGGAGUCAUCAAGCCGGAGCAGCUUGACAAUGAAUCGUUCAUCACAUAGUCAAUAAGAUAUUACGAUCUAGUUUAUAUAUUCUUGUGUUGUUUUCAUUUUUAUAUCCUGAUUUGUUUAUUAAGUUAUUAUUAUUGUUUUUCGAGCGAUAUUAAAGUUAUUACAUGUUAUAAUGAUUUUUGUAUGAUGAGUUUUAUAUAACGUGUUUGUAAAACAAAGCAGCUGUAAAAUGUAACAUUGCAUGCAUCGACGUCAUCAUGCAAACACACAACGAAUGACGCACGCGAAGGUGAAACAUGCCACAUUCAGUUUUUUAAACACAUUUACUGUCACAUCCUCAAUAAAAUUCAUUAUUAAAAUAACUGAAUGUUGCCUGUUUUGUAUGUCUUAUGUCAAUAAUAAUUAUUUCUUAACGAGUGGCAGCACAUCAAGUUAAAUUAAAUCUAUUGUAUCGCUUUCAUUUAUAAUCAAUGUCCAUGCACUGUCGCCGUCGUCUCGCUGCCUGAGGAGUCUCCUGUGAACUUAUACGAUUCAAUAAAGUUUUUAUAAUGCA